This is a messenger RNA of Bombus terrestris (buff-tailed bumblebee), 4702 nucleotides long. Its product is annotated as radial spoke head 10 homolog B. The record is from RefSeq and is a predicted model, not a curated record. The transcript has 11 exons. NCBI's taxonomy places the organism in Eukaryota, Metazoa, Arthropoda, Insecta, Hymenoptera, Apidae. The coding region runs from base 2394 to 3668 and encodes 424 amino acids.
GAGAGCAACGUGGCUAUUAACGGACCGACGUAUUUUGCAUUUUAGACUUUUUUCUCGUUUCGGCUGGCUUUACACGUGUGGGUGGCGUACGCGACGUUACGCGUCGAGUUUGCCAUUCGAUAAAUCGACACGACGUACUACGAAACGUGGAAACUGAAAGGUGGAAGAAAACCGAAUAACAACGGAACGCAACGUCUCUUUUUCUUUCCUCUCUUGUAACGCGACUCGCCUGUAAUCCUUGCUGAAAUUCGUAUGGAGCGCGAACGUUGGAGAUUGCGGUUAGGUCACAGAUAGUUGGACAGUGAAUAUGGAUCGAAUUGAAUAAUUUAACGAAUUGAAUAAUAAAAGAAGCGCGAGUAUUUAAAUGCGUUUUGACAAAUAAUUAAUUGGACCGAUUAAUCGGCAAACGAAUAUUCCCUUUCGCGUUUGUUCAGUUUCUUCGAAUCCACCAAAUUCAGCAGCUUUAUUAGCUAAAGAAAAGCUUCUAAAGAAAACCAAGUUGGGAUAAGGAGGAUGCGCGACGUUCGACCCGAUGACAGCGUUGGCGAAUUCAAGCAACGUUUCGUUUCUUUGGAAUAUUGAAGUUGAAGCGCUAACUGUUGGAAUUAGGAGCCGAACGGGACGAGUUUCUUGGAGUAAUCUCCACUAAAGUAACUACUUUUCCAUAGAAGCGUUCACUUGCGAGAUAAAUACGACAAUUUACGUUCGUAGUAAGUCACGUCGGAGUAAGUAAAAAGAAAGAAGGCGUUGCUUUUGAUAAAAGGGAGCUUCGACGAAAUCCUUUUUUUCGUUCGACGAGCAAGAUCGUGAAAUAUUUCGACGUAAAUACCGAUAAACCACGAUACUUUUAUACCAAUUUAAUUUUUAUCUCUCGAAGGAAGAAGGAGAAGAACGAGCUUGCAUCGGCAUAUUCGUUUACGCGUUUCAACGUUUCACUAUAAUUAUUAUCGAGUAUUUCGAGCGUCUUAGACUAAUUUUCGUGGGCAUGAAUUAUCAGAAACGCCUCGGUUCUCUUCAUUCCGAGGUGAAACAGAAGGCGAACAGAAAUUAUGUAAGACGCUUUUCUGACCGGGCAUUUCGCUGCUGACGAGGAAAACAAAGUUUUCGCUUGAAAAGUUAUUGCUCGACUUCUCGUGGCAUCGGCCGAUUAUUUGAUAAAUUCGUUACGUCGAACGAAACUUCUUAGCCUCGUGGGAUAAUUUCAUGGUAGGUAGCAGAGGGAUGACGACGCCGCUCGCUUAAAUUUUUGUUCAUUUAUUGAGAUAUGUAUAAUUUUUGUGCUGGACUAGGUCAAAUGCGUAGUGGAGAUAUUUGUAUGUGGAUAUCAGUGUGUAGAGAUAUGUGUGUACACGGCGACUGAAAAAUAGACGAAUAUAAACAAUUCAGUCGGUUAACAAUCGAUAAAAGGUCGGGUAUGAAAGAAAGUGCUGAGACGCGUAUCGAUGAAUAUUCUAGAAAUCGUUUAUAAAAUAAAUAUGUGUCUACGUUAAUAUUAAUGCCCAGUGUAAAUUUAAUGUCUCCAUAACAAUAUUUCGGCCAUCAAGAUCCACAAUUCUCAACAUCAUUAAAUACUUGAUCGUUCGUGCGAAUUAAACGAGCAUGUGAAACGAUACUUUUCUUUUCGUUUGGUUGCCGUAUUUACGAACAAAGUAUCGUCUGUCCGAGAUCGUACGAUAUAAAAAUGAAAUCGAGCAAAGAAAUUGACUUUUACUCGGAUGUCAGGCAGUGGUUGGCGGCAUGGAUCGAUGAAAAAGGGUUACCGUGGUAAACCGUCGAAGAGGCUAACAGUCGGAGAUGGACUAAAUUUUAUUUCACACGGCAAAGCACCGUUUCCAACACAAAGAAUACCGUCAUCUCCGAACCGGAACAAGAUUAUUGCUUGGUUGCGAGGGAAACUUCGGAGCAUUAAUAGAAAGAUACUGCGAAAUUCGAAAGGACGAGAAGAAAGUCAAGACGGCGCCAUCGCAGCGAUCGAUGAUAAAUGUGAUAACUGUUCGUCGGAACGUGGUAUUACACAACCUGUACUUUCACCAUAAGGUUUGAUAAUUCUUCCAGGAUGACAGCCUUCAUGAUGGUUUCUUCUGAAGUACAUCAACAUCGUCGACAUCGUUCUUCGUGUGUAACUGUGGGAUGGCACGUAUUUAAGAAAAAAGCCUACGAAGAUAUUGGUCGAUGAUUCGAGAAACUCGUCCAACGAUGACGAAGAUAUAGGUGAAAGACAAGAUUACGAAGAUGUAAAUGAAUCGAAAGAAAGCGACAAUAAUUCCGAAGAAUUUAAUAACGAUACAAAUAAAUCAAGCUUCGUUUCGUCUUGGAAAUUAUCACUGCCCGAUGAAUUUGCAAAUAUAAGAUUUAUUAGUAACAAUACGUACAGCGGUCGUAUUAGUAGAAAAAUGAUGGAAGGUGAAGGCGUAUACAAAUGGUCUAACGGUGCUCGGUAUAAAGGAGAAUUCGAACAGAACCUUAUGCAUGGCAAAGGUCUAUUAGAAUGGAACAAUGUUUGUUGGUACGAAGGUGAUUUUUCGAACGGCUACCGACAUGGUAGAGGAAUUAUGGUGGAUGGAGAAAAUCGUUACAUGUAUACCGGUCAAUGGCAUAUGGGUCAAAGACAUGGGAAAGGUUAUUCCCGUUACUCUGACAAUGGUUCAUACGACGGUGAUUGGGUAAUGAACAAAAUGAACGGGAUUGGAUUACGAAUUUAUCCAAGCGGUGGCCGUUACGUGGGUCAAUGGAAGAACGGAGUUCGUGAUGGUAUCGGAACCAUGGUUUGGCCCAAUGGGAGUCUCUAUCGUGGGGAAUGGAAAUGCGGUGCAAUGCACGGCUACGGAGAGUACGUAUGGAAUGGAUUUUUUAAUAAAACGUUUGCUUGGCCGCAAGAAGCAUCGUACGUAGGUUACUGGCGUCGCGGAAUGCGUCAUGGCAAGGGGGAGAUAAAGCUGAAUUCUGUCGGUGGAGCUAAAUAUUCUGGUUAUUGGAAGGAUAAUAAAAAGCAUGGUUACGGAGUUAUAAUUGGAAGUAACGGGCACAAGUUUGAAGCUAAUCCAUUAUUUUCAAAUGAUAUUUUGUGUGCGCCGAACAUUGUAGCCGAUAAUUUAGAAACUGAAACGAAAACGAAGGAUGAAGGAGAAUACGUGCGGACAGAAAAAGAAAUAAAACCAGCAUUUGCCGAGAAACCUGGUCAAUUAGUAGAAACUUGGCCAACACCUAUUCUGAAGCCAGAACAGUUUCUAUGUUUAUCUUACUAUAUAACUCGUCUAUUGAAUCCAAAAAACAUGGAGCCAUCAUCUGUCGUACUUUCGGCUUCAUCUGGAAAAUGCUACAGUUGUGAAAGAGAAUCUUGUUCUUGUUUGGCACAUCCGCUUUCUAUAGAUACGAUUACAAGUGAACGAAACGACAUCACGCAGACACAUGCGUCUGAAUCCUACAGCGAGAAUAUGAUAGAAUCUGUCUGGAAAUACGAAGAAUGCUGGACAUAUAAUUGUUUAACGUUUCACAUGCUCCGUUUACGUGAAAUUUACAACGAUUAUGCUACGUUAUUUGCCAAGUCGGCGCCAAAAUGCAAUCUGGCGAUGAGUAGAUUAUGUUUAUGGCAAUUAUGGAGAGAUUGUGGUAUUCAUAAGAAAGGACUUAGUCUCACUGAAAUCGAUAGUUACAUUGGUGAACGUUAAUUGAUAACUACUGUUAACAUCAUUGUAUAUUAUAUCGCAGUACUGUACAAAAGUCCUUUUCUUGGACCGUCAGUAGUGAUCACUACAGAGUAGUAAUCUCACAAUGAUGGUAAUAAUAUUUUUAAGGGAUACGUAUUUGUGGUGUUUGACUUUCUUAAGUAAUAACGAUAAACUUAAGACAAUAUCAAGUAUCUUUAUAUUCAUUUGGUAGGUAGCCUAAAAUUUUGCACAGUACUGUGUACCAGUUACAUAUUGUAUAUGUAUAUGAGUAAAUUAGUUUUUAAUGCAACAAAACAGUACUUUGGAAUAAUAUCCGCUAUCGCAAACACGUCUCGGUAUAAAGUUCCUAUAUUAAUGUGAAUCGUUAAAAUAUUAGCGAAAAAUGAAACCACGAUGAUGAAAGAUCCUCUUCAUCCGUUCGAAAAGAUUGAAAUCUGGCAAUUUUUGCACGCCUUGUUAGAAGUUUCCUGGCACUUAUAUACUAAACACAACGACGAUAAAGUCGAAGAAAUGAACGGAAAAAUCGCUGGUGGUUUGCACAAAUUUUUAAAAAACUAUAUAUAUCCUCAUGUUGGAAAUCAUGUUGGUACGUAAGUACAUACCUAAUACGGUAAGAUUAUCAUAAAUAAGAUAAUAUAAAUGUAAAAAGUGGCUUUUGGAAAGGAAAGGUGAUAUUGUUAUGAAGACAAUUUAUGUCAUAAGGAAUAUAAUUUGCGUCUAUGUAAGUUUUUAGGAAUUUUCAUUAAACUAAAUGAAACAAAUGUUUAUGACUCUAUGAAACAGCUAGGAAGCCUUUGGUGUUCUUAAUCAUUUACACAGCGAAAACAACUUUUUUAAACAAAAACUUUUUUAAAUAAAAUACAAUUUUCCAGGUAGUCUGUGCCGUGAAAAUCAAGAUUUGCUACCUAUAUACUGCGUCUUUGAAUUGUACCAACAGAUUGGUUAUCCAAUUUCUGCAAAAGAUCUCCUUCGUGCGACGUGCGUUUUAAAACGUAAGCUGUGUUGUUUGUUAUUUAAAUUUUUCAAUUAUUAAC